Molecule: messenger RNA, 2158 nt
Organism: Cucurbita moschata (crookneck pumpkin)
Lineage: Eukaryota; Viridiplantae; Streptophyta; Magnoliopsida; Cucurbitales; Cucurbitaceae
Product: pyruvate decarboxylase 1-like
Exons: 8
Coding region: 262-2031 (589 amino acids)
Molecular function (GO): carboxy-lyase activity; magnesium ion binding; thiamine pyrophosphate binding
Source: RefSeq, a predicted model, not a curated record
CAUUAGCCACAGAUCUCUCUGUGUCGGAACCGUUGAAAUCAGAGCCACGGUGCUGACAAACAAGUUGGGACUUCUAAAAGAAUCCACCGUUUGCCAACUGCCUGCCUUUUUUCUACACGAUGACAAAUGGAGUUCACUUAAGAAACUCACAAUUGUUCCAACGCCCAUAGUUUCAAGCUUUCCCCAUUCUCUAAUAAUUCUGUAAUAACAUCUCCAGAACCCACAAAAAUCGGAUCUUUUAACCUCUGAUUUUCGUUUCGUAUGGAAUCUGCUAAUUCAAUUGCCUCUGCACCUCAUCCCACUUCAAUUCUACUGCCAGUGGCUCACAAUGCCCCAAGCGGCACGGCGGGUAGUCGUCUCGCUCGGCGCCUCGUCGAGAUCGGAGUCAAAGAUGUGUUCUUUGUUCCUGGGGAUUUCAAUCUGACCCUUUUGGAUCACUUGAUCUCUGACCCUCAACUCAACUUAAUCGGCUGCUGCAAUGAACUCAACGCUGGCUACGCUGCUGAUGGCUAUGCUCGAGCCAAGGGCGUGGGUGCAUGUGUGGUCACUUUCACCGUUGGUGGGCUUAGCGUGUUGAACGCUAUUGCUGGUGCAUACAGUGAAAAUUUGCCUGUGAUUUGCAUUGUGGGUGGCCCAAAUUCCAACGAUUAUGGCACUAACAGGAUCUUGCAUCAUACCAUUGGGCUUCCUGAUUUCACCCAAGAGCUUCAAUGCUUCCAAACAGUCACCUGUUAUCAGGCGAUUGUGAAUGAUUUGAGUGAUGCGCAUGAGUUGAUAGACACUGCGAUUUCAACUGCUUUAAAGGAGAGCAAACCAGUUUACAUCAACAUAAGUUGCAAUCUUCCUGGAGUCCCUCAUCCUACUUUUACUGCAGAUCCAGUUCCCUUCUUUCUUGCUCCAAAAGUAAGCAACCAAUGGGGGUUGGAAGCAGCAGUUGAAGCAACUGCAAAUUUUCUCAACAACGCAGUGAAGCCGGUGAUUGUUGGCGGUCCCAAGCUAAGAGUGGCAAAGGCACAACGGGCGUUUGUCGAGCUGGCCGAUGCAAGCGGAUAUCCGAUCGCCCUUAUGCCGUCCGGGAAAGGGUUGGUGCCGGAGCACCAUCCACAGUUUAUUGGGACAUAUUGGGGUGCUGUGAGCACCAGUUUUUGUGGGGAGAUAGUUGAAUCAGCCGAUGCUUAUGUGUUUGUUGGCCCUGUUUUCAAUGAUUACAGCUCUGUUGGGUACUCUCUACUUGUGAAAAAAGAGAAGGCUGUGAUUGUGAAUGUGAACCGUGUGACCAUCGGUAAUGGCCCAUCCUUUGGCUGCGUUUUCAUGGCUGAUUUUCUAAAUGCAUUGGCCAAAAGAUUGAAGAAAAACCCCACUGUUCUUGAGAAUCAUCGCCGAAUAUAUGUUCCUCCUUGUAUCCCUCUCAACUAUGCAAAGGACGAACCUUUACGAGUCAAUGUUCUCUUCAAACAUAUUCAGAAUAUGUUGUCCGGUGACACUGCGGUAAUUGCUGAAAUUGGUGAUUCAUGGUUCAACUGUCAGAAGCUUCGUCUUCCUGAGAAUUGCGGCUAUGAAUUCCAAAUGCAAUAUGGUUCUGUUGGAUGGUCAGUAGGUGCCACUUUGGGAUAUGCUCAGGCCAAUAAAGAUAAGCGUAUAAUCGCCUGUAUUGGUGAUGGGAGUUUCCAGGUGACGGCUCAAGAUAUUUCAACAAUGAUUAAAUGUGGGCAAAGGACCAUCAUCUUCCUCAUUAACAAUGGAGGAUAUACCAUAGACGUAGAGAUUCACGAUGGUCCAUACAAUGUUAUCAAGAACUGGAACUACACUGGAGUGGUCGAUGCCAUUCACAAUGGUGAAGGAAAAUGCUGGACGGCCAAGGUACAAACAGAGGAAGAACUAAUAGAAGCAAUUGCGACCGCGAACGACGAACACAAAGAAUCAUUGUGUUUCAUCGAAGUUCUGGUGCACAAAGACGACACGAGCAAAGAGCUACUAGAAUGGGGGUCUCGUGUGGCCUCUGCUAACAGUCGCCCUCCAAAUCCUCAAUAACCGACUGUUAAGAGUGACAUCAAAAAGAGAAUAAAAUAGCAGAGUUCUUCAUUCACUUUAUGUUGUAUGCUAAAAUGGAGAGCUGCUCUGCUCUUUUGGAUAUAUUGUAAAUGCUUGGGUUAUGUCA